UUGAAACUUGAAACAGUAUAACCAGCAAAAAGGUCAAAUACUACUCUUCUUGAAUCUUUCUGUCAGAAAAAACAGAGACGAAUCUAUGGAUUGUUGUUCGUUCAUAAGCACAAACGAUCUCCGAAGAAUGUUCAAGAAGCUCGACAAGAACCAAGACGGGCUCGUGACCCUCGACGAGCUCUGUUGGAUUCUUGAGAAACUUGGUUGGGCCGAACACACUCCGGAAGAGCUUGAACUCAUCGUUGGUAAACAGAGCCUCGAUUUAGACGAGUUCCUUCGGUUCUACCAUGACGCCGUUUUGGUUAGCAAAGGAACGAAUACCACCAAUAAUGAUGCUGUUGUCGUUGGUGGCGAUGAUGAAGCGAUCGCCAAAGCGUUUAAUGUGUUCGAUGUGAACGGAGAUGGUUAUAUCUCUGCGGAGGAGCUUCGUGACGUGUUGGAACGACUAGGGUUCGAAGAGGAGGCAAAGGCGUGGGAUUGUGGGAGAAUGAUUCGAGUUCAUGACAAGAAUCUUGAUGGUUUUGUUGACUUUGAAGAGUUCAAGAACAUGAUGUUACAUGUCUAAUGAUUUAAAUACACAUGUAACAUAUGUGUGUGUGUGUGUGUAUAGUCCAUCAUCUUCCAUGUUUUAUGCGUUAUAUAUGCGUAAAAACUGUGAAGUAUAUAUACUUUUGUUAUGUGUUUAUGUAUAAACUAUGUCUUUUACUGUGA
Messenger RNA from Capsella rubella, 711 nucleotides. RefSeq names its product probable calcium-binding protein CML44. Gene Ontology annotation, molecular function: calcium ion binding. The record is from RefSeq and is a predicted model, not a curated record. The transcript has a single exon. NCBI's taxonomy places the organism in Eukaryota, Viridiplantae, Streptophyta, Magnoliopsida, Brassicales, Brassicaceae. Bases 86 to 565 code for a protein of 159 amino acids.